AUGACAGAAGAAGCUAUCUUCCGAUCAGCAAACAUGGUGCUCGUGCAGGUGUACAUGGCCUCGGAAAUCGCGCGGGACUGCGUGUGGGUGCUCGGGGAAAUGGGCAGCAUCGAGUUCCUGGACUUGAACGAGGGCGUGAACUCGUUCCAGCGGGCGUUUGUGGAGGAGACGCGGCGGUUGGACAACACGGAGCGGCAGCUGCGGUAUUUGGAGGGGGUGAUGAGGGAGCAGGGUGUGGAGGAGCCCCAAGGAGCGUACGGGGGAGCUUACGGGGGAGCUGCGCGGCAGCCGAGCCGGGACUUGGAGGAAUUGAUGCGGCGGACACCGCAGACGACGUCGGAGAUGGACGCGGUGGUGAAAGCGGUGGCGGAGUACGAGCAGGGCGUCCGAGAGAUGGCGGAGACGUACCGGGGGCUGGAGAAACGGCAGCAGGGGCUCCAGGAGGAGCGGAGUGUGCUUGAGGGGACCCGGAAGUACUUUGAGACGCGGAUGAGUUACGAUGGAUAUAGGGAUGGAGAUGAUGGAAGUAGUGAUAGAAACAGCACUGAUCGCUUCACCAUCUCUAGCAACGACAGCCUCCUCACGCAGGAGGAGCGUGCAGAGGGAUUCGGACCCGAUGACGUGGGCCUGCAUGAUCUAGAAGCAGCCCCAAGCACUGGUGCAGGGCCGAUGCCGCGGGAAAGUAGCGUGAACAUCCUCGGCACGGCGAUGGGUGUCGUUUGCGGGACAAUCGAGACGGACAAGUUUGCCAUUCUGGAGCGGAUCUUGUGGCGGACGCUCCGGGGCAACUUGUACAUGGCCCGGGUGGAGAUCGAGACGCCCGUGGUGGACUUUGACACCGGGGAUGAGCAGCGGCGAUGCAUCUUUGCGGUUUUCACGCACGGGGGCGGGUUGGUGGCCCGGAGCCGGGCGGUGGCGGAGUCGUUGGGCGGCCGCGUGGUGGAGGUACCGGGCAGCCACCGGGCGUACGCGGUGGCGGUGCACGGGGUGAACGGGAAGCUCGCGGACGUGCAGCGGGUGCUGGCGGGUACCGCGGAGCGGCUCGCGGUGGAGCUCAAGGAGGUUGCCGGGCAGCUGGCGGACUGGCGGGCCGCGGUGGCCCGCGAUAAAGCCGUGUACGCGGCCAUGAACCGGUUCGACUACGACCCGGCCCGCCGGUGCCUGGUGGCCGAGGGCUGGAUGCCCCGUGGUGACGUCGGGACCGCCCGGGCCGCCCUGGUGGACGUGGCCGACCGCCGCGGCGUGGACAUCGCCCCCGUGGUCUCCGUGGUGGACUCACACCUCACACCCCCCACGUUUUUCCGCACAAACAAGUUCACCGCCGCCUUCCAGGCCAUCGUCGACGCCUACGGCAUCGCGUCCUACCGCGAGAUCAACCCGGGCUUGCCUGCAAUCGUCACCUUCCCCUUCAUGUUCGCCAUCAUGUUUGGUGACAUGGGCCACGGCCUGAUCCUCACGCUGGCCGCCGCGUGUCUCUGCCUGGCAGAGUCUGCCAUCGCCCGGCAGCCGCACCGGGGCGAGAUCUUCGACAUGGCGUACUCCGGCCGCUACGUGCUCCUCCUCAUGGGGCUGUUCUCCAUCUUCACCGGAUUCCUGUACUCCGACCUGUUCAGCCGGCCCGUCACACUCUUCGCCAGCCGCUGGGCCUACCCGGCAGGCUUCAAAGAGGGCCAAACCGUGUCUGCAACACAGACUGGUGUCUACCCAAUCGGCCUAGACUGGGCAUGGCACUCCGCAGAGAACACCUUGCUCUUCGCCAACUCCUACAAGAUGAAGCUCUCCAUCCUCAUGGGCUUCAUCCACAUGUCCUACUCCUUGCAGUUGUCUCUCGCCAACUUCCGCUUCUUCAAGUCCCGCGUCGACAUCAUCGGCAACUACAUCCCGGGCUUCCUCUUCAUGCACUGCAUCUUCGGCUACCUCUGCCUCACCAUCGUCUACAAGUGGUGCGUGGACUGGAUUGGCUUGAAGCGCGUCGCUCCUUCUCUUUUGAACAUGCUCAUCAACAUGUUCUUGGCCCCGGGAACCGUCGAUCACAAGCUCUACCCGGGACAGGGGCCUGUGCAGCUUGCUCUUCUUGCUGUUGCCCUGGUCUGUGUGCCCUGGCUCUUGCUCUACAAGCCUCUUGCACUCCGCCGUGCCCACAACCAUUCCGUGGCCUUGGGGUACUCCGAGGUGUUGUCUGGGCCUUCCGAGGCAUCUUCGCUUGCAUCUUCUCACUCUCACUACUCUUCACUUAGACCUUCUGAGUCGGAGUCUCACGUACUCUCACCCUCGAACUCACUCUCACCCUCUAACUCCCAUUCUUCCUCUUUCUCCCACCCCCCUCCACCCCCCUUCAACUUCGCCGACAUCAUGGUCAACCAGGUCAUCUACACCAUCGAGUUCUGCCUCAACUGCGUCUCCCACACUGCCUCCUACCUCCGGUUGUGGGCCCUCUCUUUGGCUCACAACCAGCUCUCUAGUGUUUUGUGGAAUAUGACCUUGCGUAACUCCUUUGUCGCCUACUCUGAGCGCGGCUUCUGGGGCUGCAUUAUCGUCGUCCUACUCUUUGCUUUGUGGUUUGUUCUCACGGUCGCCGUCUUGGUCUGUAUGGAGGGUACAAGUGCUAUGCUCCACUCUCUCAGACUUCACUGGGUCGAGGCCAUGUCAAAGCACUUCCAGGGUGAGGGAUACAAGUACACUCCUUUCUCGUUCUACCACUUGCUUACGAGCGAUGACGACUCUUAG
Messenger RNA from Brettanomyces bruxellensis, 2727 nucleotides. RefSeq lists its product as uncharacterized. The record is from RefSeq and is a predicted model, not a curated record. Gene Ontology annotation, cellular component: fungal-type vacuole membrane; vacuolar proton-transporting V-type ATPase complex; vacuolar proton-transporting V-type ATPase, V0 domain. Gene Ontology annotation, molecular function: proton-transporting ATPase activity, rotational mechanism; ATPase binding. The transcript has a single exon. Gene Ontology annotation, biological process: proton transmembrane transport; vacuolar acidification. The coding region runs from base 1 to 2727 and encodes 908 amino acids. NCBI's taxonomy places the organism in Eukaryota, Fungi, Ascomycota, Pichiomycetes, Pichiales, Pichiaceae.